Aspergillus chevalieri is the source of this 921-nucleotide messenger RNA. It is a transcript of the gene USB1, whose product is annotated as HVSL domain-containing protein. The transcript is spliced from 3 exons. Bases 1 to 921 code for a protein of 306 amino acids. Gene Ontology annotation, cellular component: nucleus. The record is from RefSeq and is a predicted model, not a curated record. NCBI's taxonomy places the organism in Eukaryota, Fungi, Ascomycota, Eurotiomycetes, Eurotiales, Aspergillaceae. Gene Ontology annotation, biological process: U6 snRNA 3'-end processing. Gene Ontology annotation, molecular function: 3'-5'-RNA exonuclease activity.
AUGUCCCUAGUCCAAUACUCAGAUUCAGAAUCCGACUCAGAUACCCAAACAUCACCUCCUCCACCAGCCAAGCGCAUCCGCCCAAACACUCAGUGCCAGCGCCCCAAUAAUCCGGGCUCAUCACUCCCCCCGUUACCAACAACCUUCUACGACCUCUACGCCACAAGCACUCGCGUUAGCGUCCAAGAUGAUCCAAGCCUCCAUGGAGGUCGGAAACGGGUAAUCCCGCAUGUUGAGGGGAACUGGCCUACGCAUUUGUAUCUUGAGUGGUUCCCAAGCAAGAGUGAGCUGGGGGUAUUGGAGAAUCUCAUCCAGCAAUCUGAGAGUAAACUGGGAGAUAAGCGCAGGGUCAUACAUAGCCUUCUGCGGAGUGACCUGGGCGCACAGCUCCCGCUGCACAUAAGCUUAUCCAGGCCGGUUGUUCUGCGGACUGAACAGAGACAAUCUUUCAUUGAUACAUAUACGACUGCUGUUCGGGAUUCGAAUGUGUCACCAUUCGACAUCACGCCAGGAAACCUGCAUUGGGUAUCCAACUACGAGAAAACGCGCUGGUUCCUUGUUCUACAUGCGCAGAAACCCGCGAAUGAUGGAUUAAAUUGCCUACUAAAGCUCUCCAAUCGCUUACUUGCUUCUUUUGAUCAACCUCCUCUAUACGAGAAAGCAAUUCAGACUAAUUCUGGUGGAGGACGGCGUCAGCAGAACGGAGCGGAUGACCAUUCACACUGUUUUCAUAUCUCUAUCGCCUGGGCUCUGACAGAACCAUCUACAGUUGACAGAGAGCAAGUGGCAAGCAUCGACUUGAAGGGCCUGAAGGGCCUCAGGGUUCGUUUUGAUUGUGUCAAGGCGAAGAUUGGGAAUAAUAUAUCGAGCAUACCGCUGCCAAGUGGGAUUGUCGACCAGAAGGGCAUUGGUGGAUUAUGA